AUGCGAUUCUUUUCAGGCAGUUGGCGACAUCAUGAUCUUAUUCCUUAUGACGAUGAUGUUGAUUUUUUGGUUUCAUUCGAUCAUAAAACUCGUUUAUUUCAGCAGAUAAAUUCGUCAGCAGUGUUAAGCCAUGUUAUUAUCUCCGGUGUAUGUAAAAUAUAUUUCGCUGGUGCUUCGAAAGCUGGAAAACAUAAGUGGAAUUGGCCAUUCUUGGACAUAUGGUUUUAUCGUGAAAAUAGAACACAUAUCUGGUAUGAUGGAGAUGACUGGAAAUCUUUGGUUAUUAAAAAGCUGGACGUGUUUCCAUUGGUGCUGAGACCAUUAGGUACAGUGUGGAUACCAUCACCACGCAAUUACACUGGGUAUCAUUCGUCUAUUAGAAAAGAUACUAACGAUUCAACUCUCAGUUAUUGUAUACAAAAUGGAUAUUCACAUCGUACAGAAAGUCAAUUGGCAAAAGUUACAGUCCGUUGUACAGAACUGAUGAAUGCUUAUCCAUUUGUGAUGCGAACAUGUACACAAGUCAAAUGUCUAGAGGAAUUAAAAUUAGGACAUCAGACAUUAUACAUAUUACGAGUAGAUAAUGGUAGAACAUUUAAGCAAACAACAACAGCGAGUUUUUAA
Molecule: messenger RNA, 624 nt
Organism: Didymodactylos carnosus
Lineage: Eukaryota; Metazoa; Rotifera; Eurotatoria; Philodinida; Philodinidae
Source: the annotation of a GenBank genome assembly